This is a messenger RNA of Leptinotarsa decemlineata (Colorado potato beetle), 731 nucleotides long. RefSeq names its product 28S ribosomal protein S15, mitochondrial (gene bonsai). NCBI's taxonomy places the organism in Eukaryota, Metazoa, Arthropoda, Insecta, Coleoptera, Chrysomelidae. The record is from RefSeq and is a predicted model, not a curated record. Gene Ontology annotation, cellular component: ribosome; mitochondrial small ribosomal subunit. Gene Ontology annotation, molecular function: RNA binding; structural constituent of ribosome. Gene Ontology annotation, biological process: mitochondrial translation.
UUUUCAUUUCAUAACCUUAUUUUUAUUCACAAUAUGAACUCUAACGUAAUAAUUUUUAAUAAUAAUCUAAAAACUUAUUGUAACAUAAUUUUUGCGAGGCACUAUGCGUUCAAAAGCGAUCUGAAAAUUAAAUGGGUACGUCCAAAGAAAGUACCCUGUUACAAACCAGAAAAAUCUGGUGAUCUACUUGGGAUCCCAAACAUAGAAAAUAAAAAGAAUAUUUUGGGUUUUAACGAUUCAAAAGAACUUCAAUCUGCAGAUGAAACUGUGAAGAAAUUAUUUACAUUAGAAUUCGCUCCCAAGAAAUAUUCAAAUAGAACGUAUUUCAAAGAAAUUGUGCAUUCGGUAAAAAGACAUGAAUUUGAUUUGGGUUCUGCAGAGGUGAAGAUUGCUCAAUGGACAGGAAUAAUACGGGCUCUACAAUCGGUAAUGGAACGUUUUCCUCGCAACGUAAAGUUGAAGGUGAAUUUGAAAGAAUUAAUUGACCAACGAAAUAAGCAUCUAAAAUAUUUACGUUGUUGGGAUUACAAAAAGUUCGAAUGGUUAUUGGAAACUUUGAAUAUUCAAUAUAAACCACAUCCAAAUAAAUUCCAUUGGAUAACCAGGAAGGAAUCUUUGCAAAAAUUGACUGAUAAAUAUUGCGAAGAUGUGAAACAGAAUCUACUGAACAACUAUAGAUUGGAAUUGGAAAGUCAACAACUUAACUUUCUUGAAGAGAAAGUUGCCACCCU